Messenger RNA from Dunckerocampus dactyliophorus (ringed pipefish), 5455 nucleotides. It is a transcript of the gene wscd1b, whose product is annotated as WSC domain containing 1b. The record is from RefSeq and is a predicted model, not a curated record. The transcript has 9 exons. Lineage: Eukaryota; Metazoa; Chordata; Actinopteri; Syngnathiformes; Syngnathidae. The coding region runs from base 486 to 2204 and encodes 572 amino acids.
ACACACACACACACGCACACACACACUGUGCAAAGCGUCUCAAAGCGAUUGAAGAAAACAAGCGUGUGUGCGUGUGAGACAGCGAGAGAGAGAGAGAGAGGCUGAGAGCUUAUAUAAACGCUGCUUUGGGAAGCUAGAAAGCUGCAGGAGGGACAUUUUACGGGAAUAUCACCCACGACGACCAUAAAUUGACGACGUCAUCGCUCCUGUCCUGUGUGUAUGUCGGCCAUCGAAGGAUCAUCCUGGAGUUGGUGACCACAGACUUGGAUAUUAAAUCCCUCUCUGCUGUGACGCAUCCAUUGUUCCACCAGCACUGUUGGACUCUGUGCCAGCGAAGGAGCGAAACUAAAUGUCUGCGACAUUGCCAAAAGCUACACUUCCUGCCAAGUUAAUGAAGUUGUAAGUAGGUUACCAGAGCUGUCAUUCUCACACCUAAUCCAUGAAAUGGCCCUCCUCUUGGAUGAGAGACUGUAACUGGAGCGGGUAUGGUGUUGGUGCUCUCCAGGCUGCACUGCCCCUUGAAGCGGGCUCAGAUGCUCCUGCUGUGCCUGGGCAUUGCCUACCUUAUGGCAGGUAGCAUCCUGCUCAUGCAGCGCUCCAACAUCAGAGUAGCCCAGCCAAGCUUCCCUGUGCUUCCUCCCUUACUGGCACUCGCAGCACCUCCGACUACCCUGUGGACUACAGGUUUGGGUGUGAGGGCACGCUCCAGAUGGGCGGCUGUGCAGUCUGCAUCUGGUGGGAGCGCCAAGGUGGGGCAACAAUGGCCGACUUCCCGGAGUCUGGGAGUCCAACACCUGCAUCGCCACUGGUUUCAUAGUAUAUUACCAGACAGUCCAGAGGAUGGAAGUCCUGUCCACAAAAAAAGCAACCAGCAAGGAACCUACAUCGGUUGCUUCCUGCACAACGCCAGCAAGCGAGCCCUCGGAGGAAUUAUGCUUUAUGACCUACGGAAAAUGACCAGCUCUCUGUGUCAAGACACCUGCUCAGAAAGUGGCUACCAGUUUGCAGGGUUGGAGUAUGGAGCGGAAUGCCACUGUGGGAACAGGAUCAAUAGCCCGCAGGCCCCCGAGGAGGAUUGUAGUCUGGCGUGCCGAGGGGAGAGGGGAUCUCCCUGUGGAGGUGUGGGACGUCUCUCCAUUUACAAGGUGCAGGAGCAGUUGCCGGGUCACCGAAAAUUCAGAAACGUUCACCAGCGAGGCUGCUUCAAGUUGAUGAACGACACGAUCAACACCUUCCCCGUUCAUUCACUUCAACCCAACCUUACAACCCAGUCCUGCAUCGAGACAUGCACAGACAAGGAGCUCCCACUGGCUGUGUUCAAGAAGCCCCACUGCUUCUGUACUUGGACGUCCUCUCUGUUCAGUCUCCACCAGCAGUCUAGACAACAAUGUGUAGGAAACACCGGUCCGAACUCCACCAGGAACUCCAUACCUACAGGGACCCCUGAGCAGGACUACUAUCAGGUGUACCACACACCUGUCCUUGACUCCAGGUGCAAGGAGAGAAUGUUUCUACCUCAAAAAUCGAGCUCUCUGGUGGCUCUUUCCAGUUUUCCUGGUGCAGGGAACACUUGGGUCCGGCACUUGAUUGAGCUCAUGACGGGCUACUACACUGGAAGCUUCUACUUUGACGGCACCUUGUACAGCCGAGGUUUUAAAGGAGAGAAAGACUUCUGGAGGAAUGGCCGCAGCAUUUGCGUGAAGACCCAUGAGAGCGGGAAAAGAGAGAUCGAGAUGUACGACUCCGCCAUCCUGCUCAUCCGGAACCCUUAUCGAUCCCUUAUGGCGGAAUUCAACCGCAAGUGCGCCGGACAUUUGGGACAUGCAACAGAUGCUCAGUGGAAAAGCAAAGAAUGGCCAGAAUUUGUCUCAAGCUAUGCCCCCUGGUGGGCAUCCCAUGCAUUGAGCUGGCUGAAGUUUGGACGCCACCUCCUGGUGGUGCAUUAUGAGGAGCUGCAAAGGGCUCUCCUCCCUCAGCUCCGCCUCAUCACGGCCUUCCUAAAUGUCACUCCCACUGAGGAGCGGCUGAUCUGUGCCCAGAACAAUCAAGAUGGUUACUUCAAGCGCCCAGGGACCCAGCAGCCGUCCUUUGACCCUUUCACCCCUCACAUGAGGCAAAUGAUUGACUCCUUCAUCCAUACUGUUGACCAGGCUCUACAGAGCAGGAACUUUAGCGGACUUCCUGGAGAAUACCUCCCCAGAUGAUGUCAUGGAACAUUGCAGCUUCGAAAAAGUCGCGGUGGCGUCCCACGGUGAAGGAGAACAAAGCAUCGGUGCGGGACUACAGCGACCGUGAUGAAUACGAGGGAAGGAUUUGACAUAACGUGUGUGCAGCAGAGUCAGGAUUAUCGAGCAAAGCUCAAAACUUGAAUUUGUAAAUCCAGGGCAGAAAAGAGGGGUUUCUCUGCAUGUUUUUAAUGUUUUCUUUCAGUGUGCACCCACAUUAACAACAAGCUGCCAUGCUAACGGACCGAAGCCACAAAGGGCAGAUUAUACAGCUGUUGUGCAAACCUGCUGAUAAAAGCCUCAAGGUUGCUACCGAAUGCUGCACUCUUAAUGCAAUCAUUGGACUGAACUCCCUCUUUCAAGUGUACAUUUAUUUCAUUAAACACUUUGACAUUGAGAUUGUUACACUGACAUGAAGAAAAGUCACAACGGUUUGGUCCACGUCAUUUUCUUGGAUAAAGUUCAAAACUGAAAGUGACGGCGUUUGAGUUGAGAGGAGGAUUUUUAGCAUGACGAUCGAAAACAUACAGUGGGGACAAGCAGGGCCCAUCCAAUUGUACCCCACAGCCGUUGACGUCUGGUGAGGUUCAUGGCUGGUGAGGCACUGACUCCAGGAAAAGCUCUGAUACUUUGUUGUAAAAGUCUGAUCACCUCAUGGUGGGUUUGGAUAUAUAAUCCUGCUGCUCUCCAGCUGGUGCCGAUGCUGUCAAAAACAACAAACAAACAGCAUUUUCCUCUCUGUGGAAGCAUGGCAGUGACGAGCACCUUCCAGCUCACGCAUGCCCCCGUCCCUUCAGGAUGAGGAUAAUACUGCAAGUGCCUCCCGUAUGACAUUUCUGUGUAUUUUAUAGUCCGAUGAGCGAGAACAAUGAUGUCACACUUACAUUAAAGACAUUAGACGGGUCGUAGAAAGUCAUAAAUGUUUGUAUUAUUGGCAAGAGGCGCCAUGAUCCAACCCACACUCACUGAGUGCACUUAGACAGUAGGCAGGGAUUGCAUACUAAACCAGGAAGAGACGCUAAUCGAGAUAUUAGCUUAGAUUACAUUAUUUUAACACAGCAUGUAGUCAUGUCCAACAUGGUAAAGUGAAACAAUUCUGCUCCCAUUCCAUGUGGAAGUGGUAAGUCUUUGGCUUCUUACUUUGUCCUUCUUCCCCACUCUGUUUGAAACCGUGGUUCUGGAACCAAUUAACCACGCUAAACGAAGGAUUACUGUGCUCCAUAGUUGUGUUCGGGGUGAAUCUGCUCUCUUCUCCUCUUGGCCGACAUGCUUGGAUUUCCCAGGACCAAUUCCACCUUUCAGUUUUGUUGAGUAUUCAAAAUAAAGCAUUUUAAAAGCAGCAACCUGUAAAGUGCUGACGACAUUUUCUUGGCGAGUAGACCCUUGCUUCAGGAAUGGUAGUGGUUAGCAUAUGAAUAGCGUAUCCAUUCAGUCAAGAAAUGACUUCAAUAGCGACUCAGUUUGUACCGUUGAUUGUUACGUUCUGUGUUAGCAUUUUGCUUUUCAUUUUGUGUCGGUUCCUCUGCCGGUGUUUGUUUGUUUGUGUCUCCUGCUCACAGAUUCCCUUACUGCAACAGGAAAAUGCUGGGUGAUAAUUCACGACUGCGAGAGCGGCCUCCAGUAUAUUUUUGUCUAUGCUUAAGUAUAUUCGGGUGUCAAAACUUUUUCCACCGAAGGCCACAGUGAAAAAUGAAAGAAUGCAAGGUCCACUUGCAACACGUGUACAUAUAAGAAGUUAAGAAGUUACGAUAUUGAAUACACUUAUGCCGAUAGAGUCUGUAACCAUUUAACGGCGACGACUAAACGACUGUAUAACUGUAUAACGACUGUAUAAGGGACGACUGUAUAACUAACAUAUUUAAAGCUAAAUAACAUUGCUCAGAUACAAUUAAAUAAACUGUGGUUUACAUUCAGCGUCGUCCUCAUACGACCUCAUAUUUAUACUGAAUUUGUAGCGGGCUCGUGCUGGUACAUGAAUGUAGUUCAUUAGCAGUGAGAAUCCCGCUUGUGUAAACAGUCUCGAGCGACCUCGAAGGAAGGAAGCACAUGUAAAUGUGUUUGUAAAAAAAUGCAAAAAUAAGCAGCCGUAUACAUUGAAAGAGCCAGUUCUGGGGGGAAAAACACGUUCAUCUGCUGAAGUAGACGCACUUAUGGGCUUAUUUUAAUUCUCUCAAACAGGUGUCUGAUUCACAGACGCUUGAUAAUUUCACACUAAGCUUCUUUGGCAAAGCAUUAACAGGAGGCCUCCGAGUCGAGUAUCUGUCAUAAAGACUGAAAGGAGUGACAAGAGAGAACUCGAGAAGACGGGAACGCUGCAUGAUGGUCACGUAAAGUGAGCUUUUUCUUGCCUCUUCUUAUAAAUAAUCAGCGGUACAAGCAGUGAAAUGUGUCCAUAUUGUUCCCCAAAGGAUCAUGUCUCAGCAUAGACAUAAAGACUGGGACUGGUUCCAAAACGUAAAACGUAAAACACAUGCUACGUAAGUGAUGGCCUGAAACAUUUAAGUAUGACAAACAUGAAAAAAAAACUUUUCACACCACUGUCCACGGAGAUAAACAGCGUCACUCUGUGGUAAAAUCUGGUAUGACAAGUCACAGUGCCUUUCUAGGCAUUCAUUUGUGAAUAACACGUGCUAGAUGUACAAAAAAAUGCAUAUAUGACGUAGGUGAAAUGGAAAUUACAUUCUUGAGGUAUAGUGAUGAUAAAAGUGACUCUUAGAUCACGUUUGGCGUUUAAUUAAUUGAUGAUUUCAUCCUGGGUAUUGAAAAACGACAGGACACAAAAACCUGACAGGAAUGUCACGGUUUUAUUGCUUAAUUGCAUCGCACGGGAAGUCAUGAUUGAUGCACACACUUUCUGCUCCGCAGAUAAUCCUGACAAAACAAGAACUUUGGAGAUCCAGUAAUAAUUCAUACUUUUUGUGUCCACCACCGUCACGCUUGUGAAUUUGCGUGGGAAGCACCUUGAGCGCUGUGAAACACACACGUGAACAAGAUGGCCGCAGUGCUCCGUCGUGGAAGUAGAUGCGAGCCCCCCAUUUGCUCCAAAUCAAACCAAAAUAAUCACAUUUGCUCGUGCGACAUUUGUACUGUUUUGUGCAAUUAAAAUGACCGUUUGUGCUGUCAUACUUUUUCAGUUAUUCAAGAUUUAAGUGUCUAACGAUUACAUAAUCAGCUGAUGAUGUCAUCGGCCCCUCGACAUGCUCAGAAUAAAACCAAAAUAGUCUCAUUCC